AUGGCCGUGGGAAGCACGGUCUACGAGCUGAGCGGCGAUGGGGCCUUGGGCAGCAGGAGUCUCGAGGCGGUGGAGAUGUCGUCUAGCGAUGACUGUUCCAUCACGGGCGUGCCUUCCACCGCCGAGUGCUACACCGGCGACACCGCCAUGACCCUCGAUGGCGAUGUGUCCAUGACCCUCACCAUCUGCCUGUGCUACUACAUGGACGGGUCGAAAACUAUAUUCAGGUCCCAGGUGUUCGCGGAGGUGGUGGGGGCCAGCACGGUGUCCGUCCCGGACGACGAGAUAGAGAUCUGCCUCGAGGCCGGGUUCAUAAUGCAGCUGACCACUGCUACUGUGGAGGACGAGGAUUACUACUACAACUUCGACCUCGUGGUCCCAGGACGGGACAGCUCGUCCGACCUCUCCGUAUCCGCGGCGCCGGACGAAGACGCCCAAGCCUUCAUCUUCGCCACCGCUGCGCCCGUCUUGCCGCUGCCGGUGGAGACGCCGGCACCAUCGCCGACCGAGAAGGGUCUCGCGAGUCCAGCGCCGACGAGCGUCGGGGUGGACGGGGGAGACGGGGGUGCCGUGGUGACUACCGUGCCGCCGACGGCGGUGGCUACGUCCACAGGUGAGGGAGAGGGAAACAAUAUGGAAGGGCAGGAGUGCAUGAUCCCAGAAGAGGCCCCCUGCACGAGCACCGCCGCCACCAUCGCCCACACGAACCAGGGGGUGGGCUCCUACUACGACCCCACUUGCGCAGCAGCAGCAGCCACGGCGUCGGAAGAGGGGGAGUUGCCGGAGGGAUGCGACCCAAGCUCGGCGGACUCGUGCCGCUUCUGCCUCUUCAACACCCCUCGGUGGCAAGACAAGAACCCGGGAGAGGACCUGCCCGAUCUAGUGGAUUGCCCGUGCUGCGUGGUGGACGUCUACAAAGAGGACACGGCCAUCAGCGAGGAUGGAGUUAGAUCAGUAGCCGUGGUGCUCCGCGGAAGAAAGAAAAUCAAAGUUAGGUAG
Messenger RNA from Ectocarpus siliculosus, 999 nucleotides. Lineage: Eukaryota; Phaeophyceae; Ectocarpales; Ectocarpaceae. The record is from the annotation of a GenBank genome assembly.